CCGCCGCCCGCAUGGCCGCCGCCCGCCGCCUCCUGCUGCUGCUCCAGGGGCUCGCGCUCGCCCUGGCGCAGAUCAGAGGUCCGCCCGGAGAACCGGGGCCCCCGGGCCCCCCGGGGCCGCCGGGAGUGCCUGGAUCCGACGGCAUCGACGGUGACAAGGGGCCCCCUGGGAAAGCCGGCCCUCCGGGACUGAAGGGAGAGCCUGGCAAACCCGGGCCAGAUGGGCCUGAUGGGAAGCCUGGGAUUGAUGGUCUAACUGGAGCCAAGGGGGAGCCUGGCCCCAUGGGGAUCCCUGGAGUCAAGGGCCAGCCUGGGCUCCCCGGUCCCCCUGGCCUGCCGGGCCCUGGCUUUGCUGGACCUCCUGGACCACCUGGACCUGUUGGCCUCCCCGGUGAGAUUGGAAUCACAGGCCCCAAGGGGGAUCCCGGACCAGAUGGGCCAUCGGGGCCCCCGGGGCCACCUGGCAAACCGGGCCGACCCGGAACCAUCCAGGGCCUGGAAGGCAGCGCGGAUUUCUUGUGUCCGACCAACUGUCCGGCAGGGGUGAAAGGCCCCCCAGGGCUGCAGGGGGUGAAGGGGCAUCCUGGCAAACGCGGGGUUCUGGGCGAUUCUGGCCGCCAGGGGAAGCCGGGUCCCAAGGGAGAUGUGGGUGCCUCUGGAGAGCAAGGCAUCCCUGGACCACCGGGUCCCCAGGGCAUCAGGGGCUACCCGGGCAUGGAGGGACCCAAAGGAGAGAUGGGUCCUCGUGGGUACAAAGGCAUGGUGGGCUCCAUUGGUGCUGCCGGGUCACCCGGUGAGGAAGGUCCACGGGGGCCACCGGGCCGAGCGGGGGAGAAGGGCGAUGUGGGUGGCCAAGGUCUCCGAGGACCUCAGGGCAUAACAGGCCCGAAGGGAGCAACCGGGCCCCCAGGCAUCGAUGGCAAGGAUGGGACCCCAGGCACGCCAGGCAUGAAGGGCAGUGCGGGACAGGCAGGGCGGCCAGGAAACCAAGGCCACCAAGGCCUAGCGGGCGUGCCGGGCCAGCCUGGGACAAAAGGAGGCCCGGGAGACAAGGGUGAACCAGGCCAGCAGGGCCUCCCUGGAUUCUCUGGUCCCCCUGGGAAGGAGGGAGAGCCAGGACCUCAAGGAGAAAUCGGACCCCGAGGCAUCAUGGGGCAGAAGGGUGACCAGGGUGAGAGGGGGCCGGUGGGGCAGCCAGGCCCUCAGGGACGGCAGGGCCCCAAGGGGGAGCAGGGCCCCCCCGGAAUUCCAGGGCCCCAAGGCUUGCCAGGCAUCAAGGGAGACAAGGGCUUCCCGGGGAAGACCGGCCCCCGCGGCAGCGUGGGCGACCCGGGGGUGGCCGGCCUCCGGGGAGAGAAAGGCGAGAAGGGCGAGUCCGGCGAGCCGGGGCCCAAGGGACAGCAAGGAGUCCGCGGAGAAGCCGGCUACCCGGGCCCCAGCGGGGAUGCGGGCGCCCCGGGGGUGCAGGGCUACCCCGGGCCCCCCGGCCCUCGAGGACUGGCGGGAGACCGAGGCGUGCCCGGACUGCCCGGGAGACAGGGCGUGGCGGGCCGGGACGCCAGCGACCAGCACAUCGUGACCGUGAUGAUGAAGAUGAUGCAAGAGCAACUGGCAGAGGUCGCUGUGAGUGCCAAGCGGGAGGCCCUGGGUGCCAUCGGGAUGGUGGGUCCGCCAGGACCCCCCGGGCCUCCUGGGUACCCAGGCAAGCAGGGACCUCAUGGGCACCCUGGCCCUCGGGGCGUUCCUGGCAUCGUGGGAGCCGUGGGUCAGAUUGGCAACACCGGCCCCAAGGGAAAACGUGGAGAGAAGGGUGACCGGGGAGAGAUGGGACGCGGGCACCCCGGGAUGCCUGGGCCCCCCGGGAUCCCAGGGCUCCCCGGCCGGCCCGGGCAGGCAAUCAACGGCAAGGACGGGGCCCGCGGCGCCCCAGGGGCCCCGGGGGAAGCAGGCCGACCGGGUCCGCCGGGCCCCGCGGGGCUGCCCGGCUUCUGUGAGCCCGCGGCCUGCCUGGCAGCCUCGGCCUACGCCUCUGCGCGCCUCACAGAGCCCGGAUCCAUCAAAGGGCCAUGAGCAGGAGGCCAGGACAGAGCCUGGCGGGCAUCCUGGGGGGUGGGGGGGGACUAGAUUCCAGCGGGGUGGACACGCACCCCAUCCCUCAGACCAGGAAGCCAGCUUUCCAGACCCUUCCAUCCGGGACCCUGGAGUCCUGAGGAAAAGGAAAUUCUAAGAUUCGGGGGAAGCGAAGGGAGGGCAUUGGGAUGAAAAGGUGAGGCC
Canis lupus familiaris (dog) is the source of this 2273-nucleotide messenger RNA. It is a transcript of the gene COL9A2, whose product is annotated as collagen type IX alpha 2 chain. The transcript is spliced from 32 exons. Bases 12 to 2069 code for a protein of 685 amino acids. The record is from RefSeq and is marked validated. NCBI's taxonomy places the organism in Eukaryota, Metazoa, Chordata, Mammalia, Carnivora, Canidae.